Molecule: messenger RNA, 499 nt
Organism: Trichoderma harzianum CBS 226.95
Lineage: Eukaryota; Fungi; Ascomycota; Sordariomycetes; Hypocreales; Hypocreaceae
Exons: 1
Coding region: 87-404 (105 amino acids)
Source: RefSeq, a predicted model, not a curated record
AGAAGAAAGCUGUGAUUCGCCUUUUCACUCACUCACUACAACAUGCCAUUACCUCCAAAAUUAUACCUCUCAUUAUAGCAUACAGCAUGCAUCACAUAUACCCCACUGUCCUUUUUGUCGUUCAUUUACAAUAUAUUCUCUUACAAAUUUUGUCAUUCUCUUUGUCGUUUAGUAUGAGAACAUAUACUGGGGGGAGCCAAAUCUUGUUUGGCUGUAAUCUGCGGAAGGAAAAGCAAGUCACGACCACACACUCAUUUUACUUUAUCUGGCAUAACAAGAAGCGCUCUAUUUCUGGCUGGCGUUUUAGGAUUAGGACUACUGGAUUGAUUGAAUUACUUGGACGGAAAGCAAUUUGCCGAGCGCGAGGAUCUUUGUUAUUGACGAGCGAUGGGAUGGAAUUGUAAAACUCAUGAGGAGCCUUGGCGAGGGCUGAUAUAAUAUAUUGCGUCCUUAUUAUUGAUGCUGUUGUCGAACAAUCACCAAUGGUCUUUUUUCACUU